AUGGUCGAAGCCAACGCCGGACCCUCGGCCCAGGGCCCGUCUACGCAAAAUGAGCCUGGCCCAGACAUAGACAUGGGAGCUUGCACGCCAAUCGAGAAAGCGUCCGCGGAGGGGGACGUCGAGACCUUGAGGCUGCUCCUUAUCAACCGAAGCGCCGGCGCUGCAGGACUCGGUGGUGACAAUUCAUUUACUUUGCCCCUCGUGACCGCCUCUGCCGGCGGGCAUGUGAGAGUCGUGGAACUUCUCAUCGAACACGGGGCCGAUGUCAAUGCUGCCGUGGAACAUGGAAUCUGUGCUGCUUAUGCGGCGUCACAGAACGGGCAUCUCGAUGUUUUGAGAGCACUGGUCAACCACGGCGCAAAUGCCUGGCAUUCAGUAGGCGGCGGACCGCACCCAGUCAUGCAGCCGCUCCAUGUCGCAGCGGCCGGGGGGCAUGCCGAAGUCGUCAAAUUCCUCGUCCAGCUAUGCGAGGAGCAACGUUGUCAUCGAUCGAACAACCCCAGCACGACGGCGGAGCAUGAAGAGAAGAGCACCACGGACCAGUCAGUCGCAUGCUGCGCAGAUGGAUCUCCUGGUCCCAUUGGACUGACGCCGCUCAUGAUGGCCGCUCAAGAAGGGCGUAUCGAGGUGGUCAAGUACCUUCUCGAUAUGGGAGCUGAUGUGCGAGCGUGCACUUCAGAUGACUUGUACAGUGCUGUUCGGAAGGCAGCCUACAGAGGACACACAGAUGUUGUUGCACUUCUUAUUGAACGAGGGGCCGACGUCCAGGCUAAAGAUCGAAACCAUUGGACGCCAUUACAUGCGGCAGCGGUUCAAGGGCAUCUUGAGGUAGUCAGGCAUCUUGUCAAUAAUGGGGCGGACUUGGAUGCCCUGUUAAUUGACAAGACCACUCCGAUUCAUCUCGCCGCUGAGGAGGGACAUUCUGCCGUGGUAGCUCUUCUCAUUGAGAAAGGCGCAAAUAUUCACGCCGUCGAUGAACAUACUCGCACGGCAUUGGCUUUAGCUGCUUCUCGUGGUCGGUUAAAUGUUGUCCAGAUCUUGAUAGAUCAUGGAGCCCGCGCUCAACCUACUGAGGAGGGGCAUGUCGCGCCGCUUUUUCUGGCAUCAUGGCUUGGGCAGGUUGAGAUAGUGAAACUACUUCUCCAGAAUGGCGCUCAUGUUGGUGCCGUCGAUGGUCGGGGGAGAACCCCGUUGUUUUGUGCAUCCGAAGAGGGCCAAAUCGAGGUGGUCAAAGUAUUACUUGAGGCCGGGGCCAACCCUCGAGCAGCUGAUAAGUAUGGCAACACGCCCUUGAUUAUGUCGUCUGGACAAGAAUUUCCCGCAGUGGUCGAGGUAUUGCUCAAGGCUGGAGCAGACCAUCGAGCCACCAAUGCAAAUGGGAACACGGCAUUGCUUCUGGCGGCAAAGAGGGGGAAUCUCCAUAUUGUCAGGCUGUUGCUGGCGGCAUGGGCAGACCCUCGUAUUGCCAAUAGCUUCGGCCGCACGCCCUUCUCGGAAGCAUGUGCAGGUGGAUAUUUGGAACUGGCCAGAGUGCUAUUGGCCGCUGGUGCAAACCCCCGAACUACCGACGACAAGAACUUGACGCCCAUGCAUCUAGCAUCCGCAGGAGGACAUCCCGAUGUGGUCUGGUUACUCCUACGGGUGGGAGCAGACGGUGAAGCCAAGGCCACCGAUGGAAGUACGCCUAUCUUGCAAGCUUCCUUGAGCGGACAUUCCGAAGUGGUCAAGAUGCUACUGGAGGAUGGGGCAAAUCCCGAAGCCAGCAACAAGGACGGAAUUAUGCCAGUGUAUAUUGCAUCCGAGCUUGGCCAUAUCGAGGUUCUCAAAGUCCUACUCGCGGCCGGGGCAGAUGCUCGCACGUCCACUGACAAGUACUCAGCUCUAUACACUGCGUCGUAUAACGGCCAUAGAGAUGCUGUAGAGUUGUUACUCAAGAAUGGUGCUUCCAUUGAGAUUGGAAAUCUUGUGGAUAAAUCUACGCCCCUUUUUGGAGCAUCGGCAGGCGGAUUUCUUGACAUUGCGAAACUUCUUCUCGACAAUAGAGCCAAUCCCAAGGCCACGUCCGUACUCCUGCAGACGCCGCUUUUCAUGGCGGCCUACUUUGGACAUGCCGACAUCGUGGAGCUAUUGAUCGAACGAGGGGCCGACGUGAACGAACGCAUAGCGCCCCUCAAGAGUGCAGCCCAGCAGGGCCAUACUGAUGUCGUCAAGUUGCUAAUCAAACACGGCGCGGAUGUCAACUUUGUGGGGUUCGUGUAUGGUUCGAAUCCGCUGAGCAACGCCAUUGGGAAUGGUCAUCAUGAAGUCGCAAAGGUGCUCAUCGAAAAUGGCGCCAAAGUCGAUGGCGUAGCUUGGGUGGAUGGUGGGAAUCCACUGAAUGUGGCCGUCCAGAAUGGACACAUGGACCUUGCCAAGAUGUUGUUAAUCGAACAUGGAGUCGACGUUAAUGCCAUAUCUCCCGAUGAAGUUGGAACGCCACUACAUACGGCCGUUAAGAACGGACAUGUUGAACUCGCGAAGCUACUACUGGACCAUGGUGCCGACAGGAAUGCCGUAGAUUGGGAAGGAUCUACACCCAUGUUUCUGGCAGCUAGCAGUGGAGAUGAGAGAUGGGGGUGGUUGAAGGAAAUGGAUGAAGGACAGGCUCUGCAUGAUGAACUAUGA
Molecule: messenger RNA, 2664 nt
Organism: Pochonia chlamydosporia 170
Lineage: Eukaryota; Fungi; Ascomycota; Sordariomycetes; Hypocreales; Clavicipitaceae
Product: Pfs, NACHT and ankyrin domain-containing protein
Exons: 2
Coding region: 1-2664 (887 amino acids)
Molecular function (GO): protein binding
Source: RefSeq, a predicted model, not a curated record